AUGUUAGACGCCUUCGAGAUCAUCGAUACGUCCGGGGUCGUCCUGUGGUCCCGGAACUACACAGCUGUUAGCCCCUCGGUAGUCAACAACUUCAUCUCGGACGUUUUCAUCGAAGAAAAGAGCACCGUUGCUGGCGCAAAGGACGGCGCAUCCGCCGCCAGUAACCCUCCGUACAAGCAUGAGCAGCAUAGUUUACGAUGGACGUUCAACAAAGAACUGGGAAUCAUUUUUGUUGCAGUCUACCGCUCGCUUUUGCACCUGCCAUGGAUCGACAAGCUCGUCGACAAUAUCAAGGCUAUCUUUGUGAGCCUGUACGGGGAUCAACUUCGGAAGCCGAACACAACCAUCGUCGAGUGUGUCAAGUUCGACGAAUACUUUGAUCAGCAGCUGGGCGAGCUCGAACAAAGUGGCAGCAGGUCAAACGUUUUGGCAUACAGUGAUGAGAAGAAUCCUGCGGACAUAGGGGAUGACCCUCCCCUGCCACCAAGUCUCGUACUCCCGACCAAGUCCCAAGCCAAAUCGUCAGCCGAAUCGACGCCCGUGGUAACGCCCGAUCCUUCACGUCCCUCGACACCGAGCGCAGGUCACCUCCUGGUAGCGAAGCCAGGGCCCGGGGGCAAAUUGUCGAGGCGUGCGCGGAAGAUGCAGAAUAACAACUCGGCGCCGGUUUCAUCAGGGGAUGAGGGGCCGGGGCGCAGAGGGAAGCCGACCAAAGCAGCGAAGCGUGGCAGGAAGUGGGACGCUGACGGACUUGCGGACGAGACCGACGAUGUCCAGCUCGACUAUUCGGUCCCUACCCUCACGAGCGAUAGCGAAGCUGAUGCAGGGGGGAGACCGGGAGCCGUGGAAGAAGUGGAUUCCGCCACGUGGGGCGCCAGGACAAAGGGGAAGUUUGUGCUUAGGGACCUGGGUGAUGAGGUGAACUCGAUCCUGGCCGAUGCGGAAGCCAAGAAGAGAGCUGCUGCAACUACGACCGAAGGCUCGAGCGGUCUUGUUGGGUCGAGUUUGAGCGCUAUUGGAGGGCUGUUUAGGAACGUUGUUGGUGGCAAAACCCUUACGAAGCAGGAUCUGGAGAAGGCGAUGAAAGGGAUGGAAGAGCAUCUUCUGAAGAAAAAUGUUGCUCGGGAGGCCGCGGUCCGUUUGUGUGAAGGUGUCGAGAAAGAGCUUUUGGGUGUUAAGACGGGUAACUUCGAGAGUAUCAACUCGAGGAUACAAGUGGCCAUGGAGGCUUCUCUCACCAAAAUGCUCACCCCGACCUCCUCCCUGGAUCUUCUCCGCGAAAUCGACUCGAUUACCGCGCCACCCGCUACAUCUCUCCGCAAAGCCCGUCCCUACGUCAUGUCCAUUGUUGGCGUCAACGGUGUUGGGAAGUCCACCAACCUUUCCAAGAUUUGCUUUUUCCUGUUGCAGAACAAGUACAAGGUCCUCAUCGCCGCCGGUGACACUUUUCGGUCUGGCGCCGUCGAACAGCUCGCUGUGCACGUGCGGAAUUUGAAGGAGUUGACGACCCGUGAGGGUGGCCAGGUCGAGCUGUACCAGAAGGGGUACGGUAAAGACGCUGCUGCUGUGGCCAAGGAUGCGGUUUCUUUUGCUUCCCAAGAAGGAUUUGACGUCGUGUUGAUCGAUACCGCUGGGCGGAGGCACAACGACCAGCGACUCAUGUCGUCCCUGGAGAAGUUUGCCAAGUUUGCUCAGCCGGACAAGAUUCUGAUGGUUGGCGAGGCUCUCGUCGGCACAGAUUCCGUCGCUCAAGCUAGGAACUUCAAUGCUGCCUUUGGCUCCGGCCGGUCGUUGGAUGGGUUCAUCAUUUCGAAGUGUGACACCGUUGGCGAUAUGGUUGGUACCCUGGUCAGUAUCGUUCAUGCCACGAAUGUCCCGGUCCUGUUUGUCGGCGUUGGGCAGCAUUACUCGGAUCUUAGGAACUUCUCGGUGAAAUGGGCGGUCGAGAAGCUGCUAAGGCAUCAGUCACUCCAGCCGCCCGAUAACCUCGCUGGCGGUGCUCAAAACCAUGCCAACAAUCCCCCGCCUUCGACCCUCGCUGCCCAACUCGUGGAAGAUAUCUCGACAUCGACAGCCUCGACGACCACCAAAUCCACCCGACCCAGUGAUGAGACUGCCGAGCUCAAGCGCUUAUUCGCCGCCAUCGAGCGUGUGAAGGACGACCCCGCUUCUCUGCGCACCCACAACGAGCGCGUCGAGCACAACCACUUGCUAGUAUAUGUCUGUGGCAGCGUAUUUCUCGAGGGUCUGAAAUUGGACGAUGCCUUUGCUGAUCGGGAGCGGUUGCGGGCAGACGCGCUGAAGGCCGUCAAUUUCCUCGAGGCGACGAUUCGCGAGACGCCUAGCGUACUAGGGUGUGUAACGGAUGGGAAGCUGUUUCUAAGGAGGGGCGCUGAGCCGUUGUGGACGUGGAUCAUGCCGAAGCUGUUGAGGAUGCUGGGGCACGGAAGAUGUUUAGAGAUUUCGGGAGAGAUCGAAAAACUGUGCCGGUAUGUCCUGAUUCUGGCGGCCGGAAACGCACCGUUGUGGAACUACGGACAGGCAGUGAUGGGAUAUUUUUGGGCGAAUUUAAACGCGAUCAUCACGCAUGCUAGAUCAAAACUCUCAUCCCCACAUACUACACUUGCCGAUAUCAAACUGCCGCCACAAGCGUUCUUUGACACGUUGCCUGUAAAUGCGUUCCCCGGGUGCACUUUCACCCUCCGGGAUUCCGAGCACGCCCUUCGGCAUGCGCUGAGCUUACUGAGGGUCAUUGCAAGUGUGCUUAUGGAGAAGCCUGGGUCACGGCCUUUUUUGGUAUACGGCCAACACACGGUCUCGCUUCUGGAUACUUUGCAGCCCCUCUGCUCCAUUCUGGUCGCGUGGCCCACGCCCGUUGGCGUGGGAUUAGCACCUCUUCUCCAGACGGCCAUCGAUUUAGCCAAGUCCCAGGACGUAUCUCGGGUCCCAGAAUCGGUGCUCUGCCACAAGGCUAAUGCCGCAUUAGUCCUUGUGUGCGCUGAGCUUUUACUCGAUCCCCACUUACUUCUCGCGGACGGCGAGGACGGGGCGUCAUUGAGGGAUACAUACUGCGUCGUGUUGGUCCACCUUGCUGGGGCCUCCAUUAAGCAUGCGCCAACAUCACGUCUUGUGGUUUCCGGGUUGCUCCCGCUCGCUCAGAGAGUCGUGUCCGAGAAUCCACUCCUCGGGGUCGAAACUGAUGUUUGGCUACCCGAUCCCACCACAUUUUCUAGCAAUGAUCUCCGUCACCAAAUUAGAGAUUUGACCGUCUGCGCUGCUUCCAACAGCUCAGGAACCCCCCCUGCAAAGCGACAAAAGCUUGAGGGGGACUCAGGGGUACUUGAUGAGCUGAGAACACAGCUUUGCCUAGCUGUGGACGCUCCGCAGUCUAGUUCAAUGGAUGAACUCGACGACCCCAUUAUUGGAUGCUUUCCUACGAUGGACGAGGAGGACCAAUGCCGCCUCAUUGACUUGAUUUCUAGAACCUUGUGCGUUGCGGACCAUACGCUCACCUUGAAGGGGCAGGUGUCUUCCAUGCCCGUCUUUGAAUGCUCGUUUUGCUCCGAGAUGAAACCGGCCAACUUGCCAGUCGCCGAGCGGCUCCACAAGAUCCAGGCGUUCGGGAUAUCGGUCUUUACGAAGCUGAUCAAACUUCCCAGCCUUUUGGCGUCUAGGCGGCCCCGGGUAGUCGCCAUGAUUGCGCUUCGGCGCCUCGCAAAACACUCAGCAGAUACCGAAUUCUGGGAUCUGAACAAGUCAAGCCCGGGUCAAUGGUGUCUUCAGUCUUUGCAAAGUUCUAUCCGGGAACUUCGCAUCGCUGCGGGGAGGGCCCUUCCCGUCUUCCUGACAGAACCGACCUAUCAAUUUGAUUGGGGGGUUCUGGAGUCGAAUAGAACCACUUCGCUCGGCCUCCUCAGAACCAUCUCUGAUAAAGGUGCCGCCAACUUACACGAGACUUGCAUCAUGGCCUGGGCCCAAGUUGGUAGGGGGGUGUCCGCGGACGAGCUAAACCUAGUGGUUCUGAAACUGGUCGAGUAUCUGGGGUAUCGCAACAUGAUCGUGCCCGCAUUAGCUUUCAACGAAAUCUUGAGCCUUGCCGAGUUCAAGGGCGAGACCCCCGCACAACUGUUCCAUCCGUUCUGGGCGAACCUGGCAUUUCACGUCGUCAAAGACGUGGUGUCCAAGCCGCAGACUGCGCAGUUCGUUGCGGAUCUGAUGCAAAUCAGUGUCCCAGACCUCCUACUACUCCUCCAGAAACAUGCACUUCCCUGGCUGAUCCUUUCCAAAAGGCGAGACGUAAUACAAAAAAUCACGGAGGCGAGAGGUGACACUGAGACGUGGGAAACUUGCAUCGACGCUGCGAACCUCCCCUCUAUUCUUGUGCUUCUCCUCGUCCAAGACGUCCCUGACGUAGCCGCUCAUACUAUGUCGUUGUUGGAGCACGUUUCUCCUCACGUGGCGAGAUUUCAGCUGGUAGAACUGUUGCGAACGGAUCCGCUUCCUAUCGCUUUAGAACUUUUGAAAGCCGCUGCUGGUGCGGACGAGACGCGCAGGGCGAGGGUUCGGGAAGCACUCACGAUGAUUUCGACGCUUCUUUUGCCUGGUCAUAAGGGAGACCAGAGCAAGAAAUCACAGAUUGUUGGGAGUUACCUCCAACAACACGUCCUUGGCUUAACAGCACGGUUGAGCGAAGUCAUCACCGAUUCUUGGCUUUCACUAGCUCCAGUUUCCGAGCAGAUUCGGUGCAUAGGGGCUAUGGAAGAGAUGAUCAGGAUUUGCAAAUCCUAUGCGUGCAUUGCUCGGCCGCAGAUUUCAGCCUGCCUUAUUUCUGCACUUGCAUCCGACUCUCUGCGCGCCGCGGCCUUCUCCUGUUGGGAGGUCAUGCUCACGCACAUGGACGAAGCGGACGUGGAGGCGCUGGCCGAGACAACGUUUUUUGUUAUCGGCUGCUACUGGAAAAGCUUUGAUGACACCACGAAGAAAAAAGCCAGUGGUUUGAUUGACCAGCUCCUGGCCAAGCAUACGCGCAUCUUAAGCAAAUACAUCCAUCGACUACCCUCCCUUCGCCAUGUUGAGGAGCUCCAGGGGACCUGUGGAUUGCUGGACCAGCUUCGAGAGCCCUUGGAUACCAGGGGCUCCUUUGUCCUUUUUGCCGAGCGGCUUUGCCACGAGAAUCCCGGCGUUGUUGAGCAAGCCCUGAUCGAGUUGGCCGCAUUCCUUGACCAAAAUCAGAACUACCUGCAAACUUCCGCCAUAAGCGAGCAGCCUGACUCGACCAUCGUGACACUCUCCCGCUCACUCCUGGAUUGCGCCGCCAAGUACAACGGCUACCACCAAGAGAUCAGUCGGCUCUGUGCCCAAGCGAUUGGCCUCGUGGGCUGUUUGGAUUCGAACCGGCUUGAGACGGAGCGCGAGCAAGAGCAGUUCGUUGUCAUUCGAAAUUUCGAAGAUGCCCGGGAGACCACUGAUUUCGUCUUGUUUGUCCUUGAGAACGUGCUCGUCAAGGCGUUCCUGUCCACGACCGAUACCAAGUUUCAGGGCUUUCUCUCUUACGCCAUGCAGGAACUCCUCGCGAGGAGCGAUCUCAGAUCUGCCUGUCUUUGUCAAGGCCAGGGUACUGGCGAAGUUAUCUACCGGAAAUGGCUGGCGUUUUCGGAAAGCACGCGCGAGGUACUCACGCCGUUCUUGUCUUCCCGUUUUUGCGUCGCGCCCAUGGCGGAGCAAACCACUGAAUACCCCAUUUUCAAACCUGGGAGAUCGUAUGCGGCUUGGCUUAGGGCUUUGGUGUUGGACUUGCUUCGCCAUGGGCAGAACCCCUUCAGCCAGGCGGUCUUUGAGCCGUUUAACCGGUUGAUCAAGGUCAAGGACCUUGUUGUGACUGAGUUCUUACUGCCCUACUUGGUCUUGCAUGUCAUUGUGGCCCAUAGUAAGGCCGAUUUCAAGGACAAGGUCGCAGCUGAGCUAGCGGCGAUUCUGAAAUAUCAGCCGCCAGAGAACGCUUCGUAUAUGGAAAGGGAGGAGACAAAGUUGUUCUACCAGGCGGUUUUCCGGAUCCUCGAUUAUUGCAUGCGGUGGUUACAGGUCAAAAAAUCCCAAACGCCAGUCACGCCGAAGGACGAGACUUGGGUCAAGGAGGUCCAAAAGGUUAUCAGCAAAUUAGAUCCCGAGCUAAUCUCGCAGAGGGCCAUCGACUGUAACGAAUACGCUCGGGCACUCUUCUUCUUGGAGCCACAUCUUGGGAAUCGACAGAAGAAGGCGCCUAAACAGCAAGGGAGCGAUCCAAUUCUGCAGUCUUUGCAAAAGAUUUACACCCAAAUCGACGAUCCAGACGGUCUCGACGGCGUAUCUACGCUCCUCCAGGAUAUCACACUCGACCAACAAGCGCUCAACGACCGCAAAGCUGGGCGAUGGACGGCGGCCCAGACUUGGUAUGAGAUCAAACUCGCCAAAACCCCUGAAGAUGUCGACAUUCAAAUCGACCUGCUCACGUGUCUCAAGGAAUCCGGACAGCAUGAUGUCUUGCUUAACUGCGUGGAGGGCAUGGCAGUGAACAGCAACAAGGUUGCGCCCUUCGCCGUCGAGGCUUCAUGGGCCACAGGUCGAUGGCAAACGCUCGAGAAAUACCUUCGACUUCACAGCGCAGGGGACGUUUCAGAGGUUUUCAACUUGGGCGUUGGUCAAGCACUACUCUGUCUCAGGGAUGGGAAAGUGGAUAAAUUCAGAGAGCAUGUACAGAUGCUACGAGACAAGGUCGCUGGUUCCAUGACCUACACCGCAACAUCGUCACUGAGGGCGUCGCAUGAUGCCAUGCUCAAGUGCCACGUCCUGACCGACCUAGAGAUCAUUGUGAGCCACGGUGAUCAUGGCAAUAAGGACCCUCACGGGACUCUCGUAGCCUUGGACCGGCGGCUGGAAGUCCUUGGAGCGUACGUGAGCGACAAGCAGUAUCUGCUAGGCGUCAGGAGAGCAGCAAUGGAGCUGAUGAGGCCCAAAUUUCAAAACGGGGAUAUUUCUUUGCAAUGGCUCUCGAGUGCACGGCUCGCAAGAAAGUCGGGUUCCAUGCACCAGUCCUUCAAUGCGGUCCUACAUGCCCAACAGCUUGGGGAUGGUUCCGCUAUCAUCGAGAACGCCCGGCUGCUGUACAAGGACGGCCAUCACCGGCAGGCAAUUCAAACUCUGCAGCUCGCUAUUUCCACCAACUCAUUCAUCAACGAUAGCUCUAUCAGUAUUGGCGUGCAGCCAACUUCGAGCAAGGGUCCAGAUGCACAGCGAAACCUGUUAACCGCUCAAGCCCACCUCCUGUUGGCAAAGUGGCUAGAUUCCACCGGCCAGACACACGCCGGUGCACUGCGGUCUCAAUACCAGCAAGCGGCUAAGACUUACGGGCAAUGGGAGAAGGGCCAUUAUUACCUUGGCCGUCAUUACAAAAAGAUUCUGGAGUCGGAGAAAGCGCUUAAACCAGACGAUCAGACAGAUGAGUACCUGUCAGGCGAGACGGCCAAACUCGUCAUCGAGAAUUACCUCCGAUCCCUCAACUUUGGGACCAAGUACCUGUCCCAAACGCUCCCACGGAUUUUGACGCUCUUCUGUGAUCUGGGUGCCCAAGUCGACAAAGCGCCCGAUGGCAAGAUCUCGCUGUCAGUGGAGCUACACACGCGCAGGGUCGAUAUCCUGCACGGGCUGUACAAGCAUUUCUACAAGAACCUGGCUCGGAUGCCUGCUUACAUUUUCUACACCUCCUUGUCUCAGAUCGUGGCAAGGAUUGCACACUCGAACCUCGAGGUUUUCAAGGUGCUUGAGCAAAUGAUUCUCAAAGUGGUUGAAUCCCAUCCCCAACAGGCACUAUGGUACAUCUUUCCGCUCAUGACAACCAGACAGCCCGGCGAGCGGCGGAGCAGAGGAAUGCAGAUUCUGCAGGCAGCCCGAUCUAUCAGUAAGAAGGCUGAGGGCUCAUCCGAUGACCUGAGGCAGCUAUUGAGAAAAGGCGAGAAGCUGGCUGAGCAGCUGCUAUUGGCGUGCAACAACGGCGACUUUCAGAGUAAUAGGACGACGGUGGCCAGCAUCACGCGGGAUCUCAACUUCAACCACAAGUGCACCCCUUGCCCCUUGGUGAUUCCGAAUGAGGCUUCGUUGACCGCCACACUCCCGACGCUGACGGACAAUGUUCGGAAACACAAGGCGUUCUCCCGGGAUGUCAUCACCAUCCAUGCCUUUCUCGAUCACGUCCUAGUUCUCGGAUCUUUGGCCAAGCCACGCAAGCUCACCGCUCGUGGGACGGACGGUAAACAAUACGGCAUGCUAAUCAAGCCCAAGGACGAUCUUCGCAAUGACCAACGUCUCAUGGAGUUCAACGGUCUCAUCAACAGGUCCCUGAAGCGAGACGCCGAAGCCAGCAGGCGCCAGUUGUCUAUCCGCACCUACGCGGUCACGCCGCUCAACGAAGAAUGCGGCAUCAUUGAGUGGGUUGAUGGGCUCAAAACACUACGUGAUAUUCUGGCUGGCCUCUACAGGACACGCGGCGUAGUCCCCAACUACACCGAACUUGCGAUGCAGAUGAAACAAGCCACCACAGGAGAUAAAAAUAUCCACAUCUUCACCGAAAAUGUCCUGGGCAAGUUCCCGCCGGUUUUGCCGGAGUGGUUCAUCUCGCAGUUCCCCAACCCGUCAGCAUGGUUUGCCGCUCGGCUGAAGUACACGCGCUCGUGCGCGGUCAUGUCCAUGGUCGGCACGAUCCUCGGGCUCGGCGACCGGCACGGUGAGAACGUGCUGCUGGAAGAAAGCAACGGCGGCGUGUUCCACGUCGAUUUCAACUGUCUGUUCGACAAAGGCACAACAUUCGCCCAGCCGGAGCGCGUCCCGUUCCGCCUGACGCACAACAUGCAGGCGGCCAUGGGCAUUUAUCGCUACGAGGGCCCGUUCCGGCACUGCAGCGAGCUGACGCUGCGGAUCCUGCGCCAGCAGGAGGAGACGCUCAUGACUAUCCUCGAGGCCUUCAUCUAUGAUCCCACACUGGACCUGCAGCGCGUUAAGAAGCGGAGCCGUGAGGUUGUUAAUCUUAACCCGAUCAGCGUCGUCGAGAGCAUCCGUCGCAAGGUUAGAGGCCUGUUGCCGGAGGAAAGUAUCCCAUUGGGAGUGGAGGGUCAGGUGGAGGAGUUGAUUAAGCAAGCUGUUGAUCCGAGGAAUCUGGCAGCGAUGUACAUCGGGUGGUGUCCCUUCUUGUGA
Dichotomopilus funicola is the source of this 9222-nucleotide messenger RNA. RefSeq lists its product as uncharacterized. The transcript has 12 exons. Bases 1 to 9222 code for a protein of 3073 amino acids. The record is from RefSeq and is a predicted model, not a curated record. Gene Ontology annotation, biological process: protein phosphorylation; DNA damage checkpoint signaling; telomere maintenance. Lineage: Eukaryota; Fungi; Ascomycota; Sordariomycetes; Sordariales; Chaetomiaceae. Gene Ontology annotation, molecular function: protein serine/threonine kinase activity; GTP binding; signal recognition particle binding. Gene Ontology annotation, cellular component: nucleus; signal recognition particle receptor complex.